This is a messenger RNA of Ixodes scapularis (black-legged tick), 815 nucleotides long. RefSeq lists its product as uncharacterized. The record is from RefSeq and is a predicted model, not a curated record. NCBI's taxonomy places the organism in Eukaryota, Metazoa, Arthropoda, Arachnida, Ixodida, Ixodidae. The transcript is spliced from 3 exons. Bases 102 to 764 code for a protein of 220 amino acids.
GUUGGCCGUGUCGCCGUGUCCGGUGUGUCGGUUGGCGCAUUUGAACUGUUUGAACCUGUGGUUUGAACCACGGGUUUGAAGUUUGGACUGAUUCGGGGGUCAUGGCUGCUCUCCGGGGUGUGGUAAUUGGCGACAGCCAGAUAAAGUUUUUGGAGCGCGACAGACUUCGCCUCGUCCCGAGCGUGCAGGUGUGCACGUUCAGCUUUCCUGGUGCGUCCACACGGACGCUGCCCGGGGAAGUUGGACGUUUACACCUGCACGCAACGGACUUCGUCGCCGUGUAUGUGGGCGGCAACGACCUAUAUGGCGGGGAUUCCGCGGAAGCUAUUUCUUCACGGAUCGAGGAGCUUGUGACCACCUUGAAAGGCCUGACGAGCCAUGUGCUCGUUUUCAAGUUGGUGCCUCGGGGUGGGCCUUUAGGGCAUGCCAGGGAGAGCGAGAGGCUGUCUCUGAACAGCCUCUUAGUACGGAAGUUGGUGGUCCUCGGUGUUACCAUCGUGAAUGUCGACCACCUGUUCCUCAGCCGAGGCAACGUGGUGAACCUUGAGAAGCUGGCCGUCGACCGAUACCAUGUGUGCCGCGUCCGUGGUAUUCAGUGUAUAGCAUUUGCACUCAGCAAGGCGCUCGCAAAACUUUUUGGACGUUCAAUCCUUGGUGGGUGCCGUGCCGCAUUCCGACGCUUCCGGGUUCACAGGUGUGGGAGAUGUGGAGCCUGCGGCCACUGGAGUGGUGCAUGUCUCCACUUUGCCGCACUCCAGCACUAGCUAAGUUAUCUCCGAAUUCACAGACCUCAUUCCAAUUUAGGCACCCCUCCA